CCAGACUUCACAAGUUCUAAUUCCCUCCACAAGCUCAGUUACCAAGACACAUAGGACGAGAAUAUCAUGCGCGCAGAGAGCCUCAUUUUCAGUUCCAUCUGUUAAUAUUCGUUUCCCCAGUUCUACAAUUCUGUAGUUUGGAGUUUCUUUGUUGGUCAAGGCUAUCGUCGUCAUUUUGCCGAAUUCGCAACCUUAUUCAAGUACAACAACAUUCAAGCCAAAGGUCAACACUAGUAUUCUUCGACAAGAAGCAGUGCCGUGUAGAAUAAUCGAUAGGCAUCUGAUUCCUACCUGGACGAGCAACCUCUUUACCCAUCCACUAUCAUAAUCACACAGAAACCCCACCCUCAAGAUGUCAAACACCGAUUUCCUCGGCCGCGCCAUAGACGUGGUUAAAAAAGCUAUCGAAGCCGACACUGCAGCCGAAUAUGAUAAAGCAUACCAGCUCUACUACCAAUCCCUCGAACUAUUCAUGCUCGCACUCAAAUGGGAAAAAAAUGCCAAAUCUAAGGAAAUGAUCCGCGCCAAAGCAGGUGAAUACAUGGAACGAGCCGAAAAACUAAAAACACAUCUCGCAGAGGCGGAUGGCAAGCGGAAGAAACCUAGUAUGAUGGGUGCGAAUGGGAGUUCGACGGGAGGAAAAGCGAAUGAGGAGGAAGGAGAUCCGGAAAGUAAGAAAUUGAGAAGUGCAUUACAGGGUGCGAUUUUACAGGAUAAACCGAAUAUUAAGUGGGAAGAUGUUGCGGGUCUGGAGGCAGCGAAGGAAGCGCUGAAGGAGGCAGUUAUCUUGCCAAUUAAGUUCCCGCAUUUGUUUACGGGAAAAAGACAACCUUGGAAGGGUAUUCUGCUUUAUGGACCACCAGGAACGGGAAAGAGUUAUUUGGCUAAGGCAGUGGCUACGGAGGCGAAUAGUACGUUCUUUAGUGUGAGCAGUUCAGAUUUGGUUAGUAAAUGGAUGGGAGAGAGUGAAAGGUAUGUUUCUUGAUUUUUAAUAUGAAGUUGGGGGCAUGUCUAAUCGUUGAAACAGAUUAGUUAAACAACUAUUUACCAUGGCCCGGGAAAACAAACCCUCUAUUAUCUUCAUUGAUGAAGUAGACGCUCUUUGCGGCCCUAGAGGAGAAGGAGAAUCGGAAGCCUCGAGACGUAUCAAAACGGAAAUGCUUGUACAAAUGGAUGGUGUAGGAAGAGACAGUCGAGGCGUGUUAGUUCUGGGUGCUACAAAUAUUCCUUGGCAACUAGAUGCCGCCAUUCGACGUCGUUUCCAACGUCGUGUUCACAUUUCCCUCCCAGAUUUACCUGCACGGACAAAAAUGUUCGAAAUCAGUGUCGGUACCACACCUUGUGAACUCGUGGCUUCAGAUUACAGGAAAUUGGGAGAGUUAAGUGAGGGUUACUCUGGAAGUGAUAUUAGUAUUGCGGUUCAAGAUGCUCUGAUGCAACCUGUACGGAAGAUUCAAACUGCUACACAUUAUAAAAAGGUAUGUUUCCGCCAUCUCACCCCGCAAACCCAUUUCUCGACAAUGCGAAAAAGUAAUUAACACCUCCAAAAGGUCAUGGACGACGGCGUAGAAAAACUAACCCCGUGCUCACCCGGCGACGCUGGUGCCAUGGAAAUGUCCUGGACAGAAGUUGAUUCAGACAAACUCCUCGAGCCACCCCUCCAAGUAAAAGACUUCAUCAAAGCCAUUAAGGGAGCUAGACCUACCGUCUCACAAGAAGAUAUCCAAAGGAGUACGGAAUGGACAAAUGAAUUUGGUAGUGAAGGUGCUUAAUUUCUCUCAUUUAUUGAAAUUAAUUAGUACAAUGAUUGGUUGAACAAGCAAGCAAGUGAUCAAGUCAUAGCGAAAAGAAAAAAGUUUCAAGCUCAGCGGAAAGUGUUACUGAGAGUGAUAGGAGGAAGAGGAGUAUAGGAUAUGGCAUGGAGGCGAGUAUGGCGUUUAUAAAUGGAUAGCGUUCUAAACCGAAUGAACGUCCAGCAUGAUUUAAGAUGCUUCGAGUUGAGAAAGGCGAAAAGCUACAAGAAGAAUACAAUACAAUACAUAUAUGUCAAUAAUAUCCAGGUCUCACACUACACUU
Molecule: messenger RNA, 2076 nt
Organism: Sclerotinia trifoliorum
Lineage: Eukaryota; Fungi; Ascomycota; Leotiomycetes; Helotiales; Sclerotiniaceae
Source: the annotation of a GenBank genome assembly